Naegleria gruberi is the source of this 1269-nucleotide messenger RNA. RefSeq names its product Alpha/beta hydrolase domain-containing protein. Lineage: Eukaryota; Heterolobosea; Eutetramitea; Acrasida; Naegleriidae. The coding region runs from base 1 to 1248 and encodes 415 amino acids. The transcript is spliced from 2 exons. The record is from RefSeq and is a predicted model, not a curated record.
AUGGUAGUAUUGAAAAGUUCUGAUGAUACUAGUGCACCAGGUGAUGAUGUAAAGUUUCAACAAAUUGUUGUAGAUAAUAAGGCAUAUCAUCAUAAAUUGAAGGAUGUUUGUCCCGAAGUGAUUCAUUAUGCACCUUCAUCUCAUGGAAGAAGUGCAUUUGUAUUGAGCAGCAAGCAACACUUGGAGGGUAUUGUAGAUUUGGAAAGUAGCAGUGGAGCUCCUAUUGAGAAUAUUGUUUGUUGCUUGGGAGGAAUUUCUCUGCAUAGUGCUCAUACCUAUUGUUAUUAUCAAUUGUCAAAACGUAUUUUGGAAAUGGAUAAGGAUUACGUUGGGGAAUGUUUGAAUGAGGAAAGAAAUCCAACCACCGAACAUACAUCACGAGGAUUCCAUGAUGAUAAUUUGGCCAUAUUGAGAUAUGAGGCCUACGGAAGAGGAAAAUCGUCAAAUCCAAAUCAUGAUCAAAAUAGAGAACUCUUUGUUGGACAAUUGAAAGAAUUGUUGGACUAUGUAUUGAGUAAACCUGUUGUAAAGAAGAAUUGUAAAAUAACAGUGUUGGGGUUCAGUAUGGGAGGUUGUUUGGCAACUCAAUUCACACACACUCAUCCAGAUAUGGUGGAUGCCUUGAUUCUCUUCUCACCAGCAGGAGGUGUAUGGAAAUUACCAACAGGAGCUGGUCUCAUCAAGUUACCAUUCUUGGGAAGUCUCUUGUAUAAUGCUGUUGAUUCCUCUCAAACUUAUGAGCAAAAGAUGGAAGUCGACUUGUUUGAUAUGAAGAAUGACAUUACCCAGCAGAGAUUAAAGUUUGCUCUCGAGAUGAAGGAACAAGAAGAUCAUGAUGUUCUCACAAAGAGCUUUUUGAAUUCCUACAAACACUUUCCAUUGAAUGAUAGUAAGAAUGAAAUUGAACAUGUUGCCUCCAUGAACAAGAAUACUCUCAUCAUUUGGGCCAUGUUUGAUACUACUGUACCAUCCGAUGAAUGUUUCCCACAAUUCCACACUCCCUUCUCCAAGAAUGAUAAGGCCCAAUACGUUCUCCUCAACAAUACUAAACACUUGUUCUUUAUGGAGAGAGAGGAAGAUACUGCUCGUAUAGUUCACAACUUUAUCAGAAGAGAUUGUGAAGUUUACCGUCCACUUUUGCAUCAAGUUACUCCUCAAGAGUUGAAGAAGGAGAUUUGUAGUGCUGAUGAUUUGAAAAAGUAUGAAUUCUUCCACUCCAAUCAAGAUUACAAGCAAUAUAUUGUUUAAAUAAUAGUUAUUUGUUAUUAU